AUGGUUUCCUGCUUCAACGACGAAACGCGCGCCCGCGGCACGCCGAAAGGCUUCUACGCGGCGCCACCGCCGCCAUCGUCGGCCCCACAGCCGGCGCCGUACAACACGGCUGCCCGCUCCGGCCCACCGGGCAAGGCCGAUAUCCUCGCGCGCCAGCUCGCCGCGCUGCCCCUCAUCGCGCUCCUCUAUACCGCCGCCGUCCCCUUCACGCCGGCUGCCUGGGUCCUGCACGUCGGCGGGAGCUCCCUCUUCGACCGCCUCUUCGCCGGGAUCGUCGUGCUCGCGGCGUGCUACUUCCAGUGGCGCGUCGCAGGGCUCACGGCACCCCUCGCUGUCUUCUUCCCGGGGGUGGGCGGCGGCGGCUCGACGGUCAGGAACGGACGGAUCGAGCGGGCGCCGGGCCCGGGUUUCGUCUGGCACCCCGACCACUACUGGCCGUACGCCAUCUGCGAGGCGGUGCUCCUGUGCGUCGCCGAGUUCGGGGGCAACGAGCUGCUGAGGCGGUACAUCAUCUGUGGCGUCCUCGGUGGACUGUGGCUCGUCGGGUACCACGCGACGCCGGAAUCUACGAGGCGCUGGGCCUAUGAGAACAUCAAGGGCUGGCUGUUCGGGAUGGUGCUGGACGGGAUGAUGCGUGUCGGAGGGAGGAGCUACAACGCACGGCGUCGUAGAUGA
Molecule: messenger RNA, 675 nt
Organism: Colletotrichum graminicola M1.001
Lineage: Eukaryota; Fungi; Ascomycota; Sordariomycetes; Glomerellales; Glomerellaceae
Exons: 1
Coding region: 1-675 (224 amino acids)
Source: RefSeq, a predicted model, not a curated record